GGGAGAGAGACUCCAGGGGAGGAGAGGAGAGAUUUAAAUUCCAAUCUGUUAUUGCCAGGCAUGUAAGACUGAAGCAGAAGAGAUUGCUAAGGGGCAUAUCUGGGAGGAUAGACAUGGAGUUUAAAGCCCUACUGUGUGUUGUGGCCUUUUUUAAAUUAAAGAAGGUUUACUUAAAGUUAUUUUUUGUAUUUUGUGUUUGUCUUCAUGAUGUCUGUGCACCACAUGACCGCAGUGUCUGCAGAGGCUAUACGAGGCAUUGGAUCCCCAGAAACUGGAGUUACACGGGUGGUUUGUUAACUACCAUCAUGGGUGCUAGGAACCAAAUUCUGGUCCCCUCAAAGAGCAGGGAGAGGUCCCAGCUGCUGAACCAUCUCUCCAGCCCUAUAUUCCGUGACCCAGGAUACCCUUACGCAGUCCCACAUAUUUCCUGUUGAUUAAAUUAAUUUGCUCUUAGGUGGUUGUGUAUAUAACUGCUUUCUGAUGAGUGGUGCCCCACACCCAGGUCAGUAUUCCUUAUAAAACCUGUCCUGCAUUCAUAUCUUGAUGGAGUUUUUUGGUGCCAGCUUGGGGUUUGGACGUGGUGUCUCACUGAGUUGCUCAGGCUACCUGUAAGCUCUAGAGAAUUUCCUCUCACAAAGCAGAUACAAAUGUGAUGCCAGGAGAUGCAUCCAUCCACUACAGAGAAAGAGAGUCAGAUCUGCGCUCCUGCCCAGGGCUAGUCACCCUAUUGGGCACUUAGAGCAGAUGUAAGUUAUACAUAUUCUCUAUGAGCUGGGACACAGGGUCAUUUAGUUACAUAUGCAGAAUAGUGAUUGACUAAGGGAUGUGCCAGCUGUGUCCUGCACGUGAGCGACACCAGUACAGCCCUGUCUUGGUGCUGUCAUCACUGUGCAGGUCCCCUUCAGGAGUCUCAGCCUUAGACAUGGAUGAGCCCCUUUUGUAAAGGGUGCCUCCACGAAUGUGUGGCAGUCACUGUGUUGCUGUUUAGUGGUUCCUAGGGGUGACCAGGGGGAGAGGACAUGCAGAAGUUGUGGUGCAGAAGUUGUGUGUACUUGUCUUAGACCUCAAAGGUUUAUAGUUAAAAAUGCUUUCUGCUUGUGCUCUUCAGUAAGUUGCCCUAUUUUAGGGGAAUGGGUGAAAUUUCUUCUUUGAGACACAGAGAACAGUUCCAUGUGAGCUCUGCAGACUGCUGGGCUCUGUCCAGGUAGGACUCUUGCUUCUGGACUCAACACCCUCAGCCAAAGGUUGGUUCACAGAAUCCAACACAAAAAGCAGAGACCAGAUGCUAGUUUGGAGCAUCUGAAAAACAUUUGUUGAAAAGAAGGUGACAGGUGACAGCUGUUCGCAGUGCAUUGUGAAUGGUGUGAGAUUGUUUUACUAUGUGUCAUCAGAAUCAGAGUGUGCUUGAAGGGAGAGUAAGAUGCUUGUAAGUAACAGUUGUCUUUAAAAUGAACGUUGCUUUGAAAGGCCAUGCUUGUGUUUCUUUAGUCAUGUCCUGUUGGUGCUUGGGUCUCUCUGUGAUCUCUUGGGUCUCUGAGUACCUGAUUACCAAAGGAGGCAAGAAGGAGGGCCUAGGGCUGGAGUGUUUGGGAGCAGCAGGUCAAGGGUCAGGGGUCACAGCAUAGAUUGUGUAGGUGUUGAGUAGUUGAUGUUCUUCUGAGUGUUGCUUGGCACUAUGGACGGUGGUGUUUAGGUGUGCAGAACAGAGGGCAGGGUGUCCGUCAGAGAAGGCAGGAUUGGCCACAGAGUGGACCUAGAACCUAUGGGCUUGAUGAGUCCCUAGGGCAGGGAGGAGGGAGGUCUACCCUUGGCAGACUGGCCAGUCACUCAUUUUUGCAGGCCAGUAGACCUAGAGUCAAGUGACUCACUGUGGCAGAGACCCACAGCCUGUUUUUCCACACCAUAGCUUUCCACCAGUGGUUUGCUGGACACGGCCUUGUUCAUGCCAGAGUGUGAAUGCCCCAAGGCUUUGAGGGACAUCAAGACAGCAGGGCAGGCAGGUCAGUGAGGCCAACAAGAUUUGACGGAGGCUGCAAGGCCCUGUCCAGCAGUUGUGCAGGCAUCAGGCACCCUAUGCUGCUGUUGUUCUGGAGCCAGGGAAUUGCCUCUGGAACUGAAGUGUGGGAAUGGUCCUGGUAGGUGAUUUGUUAACUGAAUGAAAGGUGACUGGAGUUUUGCUGGGAAGAGGCCUCGGGAGAUGCUGCUGCUCCCAGCUGCUUAUGGCCUCCCUGUCUUCAGCAUGUCUCAGAUAGCAGACACUUUACAGUCUGUUUCUCAGGACACUUCACCCACUUCUUAAGCUCAGCUGAGACUGAACACCUGCUUCACAGCUAAGACCCUGGGAGGUCAUGUCCGUCCUUCCAACCCACAUUCCCAGAUGCCCCCUUGUCUCCUAGGGACUAGCUUGCUCUUUUGAGAGCACCAGCUAUACUCCCACACCCCUCAAAGGCUCUAAAGAACCCUGGUUGGCAGAAAGUGUGAUUAGCAGCUGCCCCCAGCCUUUAGGCUGCCUCGGAGAUGGAAGUACAGCCAGGAGGUGGAAAUGGUGGUCUCCAGAUGGGAGAGGCCAUUGGCAGAUGUGGAGGUACCAUGCUGUUACUGCGGGUAGUCCAGGCCUCUCCACACCUGCCUCAGCUCAAGUAGACUUCUUUCUGAGACAAUGGGGCUCGCUGUGUAAUUACUCUGAGAGUUGAGAGGGAGCCCAGGAGAGGCUGCUGUGCUAGAGGAUGAGGGAGGAGCUUGUCAUUGAAGAGCCUAAGUUGAUAGAAAAGGAAAACACGAUGGACCAAGCAGAGGUGGCUCUUGUGGUGUGCGGGUGAUGUUUAGAGGAUGCGAGAGGAAUGGGCUCCAGUUGGCUUUGAGUGCAGCAUCUUGGAGAGGAGGCAGGAGGCAGAUCUGGACUGAUAGGAAGGGGGGCUUGAAGGCUGUGCUCCCCCUGCAGUGUGGAGAACGGAUACCCAACAGGGAGCGCAGUGAUCAGUGAUGUACUAUGUACUAUAAGUGUGUCUUAUGCUCAGGUGAGGCCACCUCCAGGGUGCUGUCCAGGACCUGCCCUGCCGGCCUAUGGUAUGCUUCAGAAGCCGUCCACCAUCUUAACCCGUGUUUACUGUAGAGACUGAGUGUAGGCUGGAAGAUGCUGACUGGUAGUGUCAGCGGGAAGUGUCCAGCCAGGAUUGAUAACAGCAGCAGGAGAUUUGCUUCCCUUAUCUCCGAAGCUUCCCAGAACUCUAAGAUCCUGUUUUUACAUCGUCUCUCAAGGUCUUUGUGGUGUGUGGGGGUUAUAACUCACAUGGCUGCAGCCAGUGUGACUCCCCCUGGCUCCCUAGAACUGCUGCAGCCUGGCUUCUCCAAGACCCUCUUGGGGACCAGGUUAGAAGCCAAGUACCUGUGUUCAGCCUGCAGAAACAUCCUGCGGAGGCCUUUCCAGGCCCAGUGUGGGCACCGCUACUGCUCCUUCUGUCUGACCAGCAUCCUCAGCUCUGGGCCUCAGAACUGUGCUGCCUGCGUCCAUGAAGGCCUGUAUGAAGAAGGCAUUUCUAUUUUAGAGAGUAGUUCGGCCUUUCCAGAUAACGCUGCCCGCAGAGAGGUGGAGAGCCUGCCAGCUGUCUGUCCUAAUGAUGGAUGCGCCUGGAAGGGGACCUUGAAAGAGUACGAGAGCUGCCAUGAAGGGUUGUGCCCAUUCCUGCUGACUGAGUGUCCUGCAUGUAAAGGCCUGGUCCGCCUCAGCGAGAAGAAGCACCACACUGAACAGGAGUGCCCCAAAAGGAGCCUGAGCUGCCAGCACUGCAGGGCACCCUGUAGCCAUGCGGACCUGGAGGUACACUAUGAGGUCUGCCCCAAGUUUCCCUUGACCUGUGAUGGCUGUGGCAAGAAGAAGAUCUCUCGGGAGAAGUUUCAGGACCAUGUUAGAGCAUGCAACAAGUGCCGGGUUCUCUGCAGAUUCCACACCAUCGGCUGUUCAGAGAUGGUGGAGACUGAGAACCUGCAGGACCAUGAGCUGCAGCGGUUACGGGAACACCUGGCCCUAUUGCUGAGCUCAUUCCUGGAGUCCCAAGCCUCACAAGGAGCCCAGAACCAGGUGGGGCCAGAGCUGCUACAGCGGUGCCAGAUUUUGGAGCAGAAGAUAGCCACCUUUGAGAACAUUGUCUGCGUCUUGAACCGGGAGGUAGAAAGGGUAGCAGUGACUGCAGAGGCUUGUAGCCGGCAGCACCGGCUAGACCAGGACAAGAUCGAGGCCCUGAGUAACAAGGUGCAGCAGCUGGAGAGGACCAUUGGCCUCAAGGACCUGGCCAUGGCUGACCUGGAGCAGAAGGUCUCAGAGUUGGAGGUGUCCACCUACGAUGGGGUCUUCAUCUGGAAGAUCUCCGACUUCGCCAGAAAGCGUCAGGAAGCUGUAGCAGGCCGGACACCUGCUAUCUUCUCCCCAGCCUUCUACACAAGCAGAUACGGCUACAAGAUGUGUCUACGGGUCUACUUGAAUGGUGAUGGCACUGGACGGGGAACUCAUCUGUCUCUCUUCUUCGUGGUGAUGAAAGGCCCCAAUGACGCUCUCUUGCAGUGGCCUUUUAAUCAGAAGGUAACAUUGAUGUUGCUGGACCAUAACAACCGGGAGCAUGUGAUCGAUGCAUUCAGGCCUGAUGUGACCUCGUCGUCCUUCCAGAGGCCUGUCAGUGACAUGAAUAUUGCCAGUGGCUGCCCCCUCUUCUGCCCUGUGUCCAAGAUGGAGGCCAAGAAUUCCUAUGUGCGGGAUGAUGCUAUCUUCAUCAAAGCUAUUGUGGACCUAACGGGACUCUAGCCACCCCUACUAAGAAUAGCAGCUCAGUGGAGAGCUGCCACGUUAGGCCAGCCAGGGCCCUGCCACACAAGGGUGGGCAGGCUUGGUGUGAAUGCUGCGGAGGGCCUCAGCCUCAAGCCAAUCACCAUCACACAGAAAGGCAGGAAGGAGCCUCCAGUUGGUUCUUAACUGAUAAACUGAGUUGGGUCCACUGAGUUCAGGGUCUUGGUGGAACCAGCUGGGGAUCUCCUCAGUUUUCCAGUAGAAAAGCUCUUGCUGACUUUUCUGUCUGGGGAAGGGAGAGACCCUCGGGUGAGGUGCUCAGAAAGUGCCUCCCAAAAGAGAGCCUCCAGAGCUGCCUCCAGAGCUUCACCAGGAGCGAGAGUGACUGGCCUUCCCCACCCUGGCCUUUGGAAAAGAGGUAGGGGCUGCACGGGAGAAGGCACCUGCAGAGUGUAGCCCAGGAGAGAAGCUCUCUGAGACAUAGGCACUCACUGGAGACGGGCCUGCCUGGUCUGCACAGCCCUGCCAGGUGUCCUGUAUGGAGAAGUGAUUAAACUAUUCAGAUGUCUCU
Grammomys surdaster is the source of this 5348-nucleotide messenger RNA. It is a transcript of the gene Traf2, whose product is annotated as TNF receptor associated factor 2. NCBI's taxonomy places the organism in Eukaryota, Metazoa, Chordata, Mammalia, Rodentia, Muridae. Gene Ontology annotation, biological process: protein K63-linked ubiquitination; activation of NF-kappaB-inducing kinase activity; regulation of apoptotic process. Gene Ontology annotation, molecular function: ubiquitin-protein transferase activity; tumor necrosis factor receptor binding; zinc ion binding. Gene Ontology annotation, cellular component: plasma membrane signaling receptor complex; cytosol; cytoplasmic side of plasma membrane. The transcript has 12 exons. The record is from RefSeq and is a predicted model, not a curated record. The coding region runs from base 3134 to 4795 and encodes 553 amino acids.